Molecule: messenger RNA, 11053 nt
Organism: Melospiza melodia melodia
Lineage: Eukaryota; Metazoa; Chordata; Aves; Passeriformes; Passerellidae
Gene: RORB
Product: RAR related orphan receptor B
Exons: 10
Coding region: 108-1487 (459 amino acids)
Biological process (GO): regulation of transcription by RNA polymerase II
Cellular component (GO): nucleus
Molecular function (GO): zinc ion binding; RNA polymerase II cis-regulatory region sequence-specific DNA binding; nuclear receptor activity
Source: RefSeq, a predicted model, not a curated record
AGCGGAGCUGCGGCCGCUGCCACCUUCGCGGGUGUUGAGACGGGAUUUGUGCGGUGCGGUUCCUGGGCUCCUAGCUUCAUGACUGCGCGGAGCGGGGAACCAACACCAUGCGAGCACAAAUUGAAGUGAUACCAUGCAAAAUUUGUGGUGAUAAAUCCUCUGGAAUACACUAUGGAGUCAUCACAUGUGAAGGCUGCAAGGGAUUCUUUCGGAGGAGUCAGCAGAACAAUGCAUCCUAUUCCUGUCCAAGACAGAGAAACUGUUUAAUUGACAGAACCAACAGAAAUCGCUGCCAGCACUGCCGACUGCAGAAAUGUCUUGCCCUGGGAAUGUCUCGAGAUGCUGUGAAAUUUGGAAGAAUGUCCAAAAAGCAGAGGGAUAGCUUGUAUGCUGAAGUGCAGAAGCACCAGCAGCGACUGCAGGAGCAGCGGCAGCAGCAGAGUGGUGAGGCAGAAGCUCUGGCCAGGGUUUACAGCAGCAGCAUCAGCAAUGGCUUGAACAAUCUGAACAGCGAGACUGGCAGCACCUACGCCAACGGGCACGUCAUCGACCUGCCCAAGUCUGAGGGCUAUUACAGCGUGGAUUCUGCCCAGCCCUCCCCAGACCAGUCUGGGUUAGACAUGACUGGAAUCAAACAGAUAAAGCAGGAACCUAUCUAUGACCUCACCUCUGUACCAAACUUGUUUACCUAUAGUUCUUUCAACAGCGGCCAAUUAGCUCCAGGGAUAUCCAUGAGCGAAAUCGAUCGAAUUGCACAGAAUAUCAUUAAGUCUCAUUUGGAGACAUGUCAAUAUACAAUGGAGGAAUUACAUCAGCUAGCGUGGCAGACCCACACAUAUGAAGAAAUAAAGGUUUACCAGAGCAAGACGAGAGAAGCUCUGUGGCAGCAGUGUGCCAUUCAGAUCACCCAUGCUAUCCAGUAUGUGGUGGAGUUUGCAAAGCGCAUAACAGGCUUCAUGGAGCUCUGCCAGAAUGACCAAAUUCUCCUUCUUAAGUCAGGCUGCUUGGAAGUGGUUUUGGUGAGAAUGUGCCGUGCCUUCAACCCACUUAACAAUACUGUUCUGUUUGAAGGAAAGUAUGGAGGGAUGCAAAUGUUUAAAGCUUUGGGUUCUGAUGAUCUGGUAAAUGAAGCAUUUGACUUUGCAAAGAAUUUAUGUUCCUUACAGCUGACUGAGGAGGAGAUUGCCUUGUUUUCAUCUGCUGUUCUGAUAUCACCAGAUCGAGCCUGGUUAAUAGAGCCAAGGAAGGUCCAGAAGCUUCAGGAAAAGAUUUACUUUGCACUUCAACAUGUUAUUCAGAAGAACCACCUCGAUGAGGAGACAUUGACAAAGUUAAUAGCCAAGAUACCAACAAUUACUGCACUUUGCAACUUGCACGGAGAGAAACUGCAGGUAUUUAAGCAAUCUCAUCCAGACAUAGUGAACACACUGUUUCCUCCAUUAUACAAGGAGCUUUUCAAUCCAGACUCAACCACUGGCUGCAAGUGAAGGGGAUAAUAGAAUUUUCACUUAGUCAUGGAAUGCAUCACUAGUAAGACAAAGAGAAAUGUUUUCAUGAAGAAAUUAUUAAAAAUGUCACUACUGCAACACUAGGAAUGUCCUGCACUUAAUAGAAUUAUUUUUCACCGCUACAGUUUGAAGAAUGUAAAUAUGCAACUCUGAGUGGGGAUGUCUUUUUUCUCUUUUGUUUACUUUUCGUGUUGGUUUUUUUUUUUAAUUUUUGAACUGACAAUGAAUAUACAAAUGUAGGACACUGGGUGUUACCUUUUUUUUUAAUUUACUUUUAUUGGGGGAUGUUUUGGGAGACAACUGUUCCUAGAAUUUUAUUGUAGAUAUACAUGAUAAUAGAGCAGUACUUUGCAGUAUUACUCUUGCUGUUUAUUGUUAAAAUAUAAUUUAAGAAAAUUCCACUUAUUAGACUGCCUAGUUCUAUGUUUUUAGAUAGUUUAAUGCAUGUGGAAAUCUGUAGCUGUCUUGGAAGUUAUGUGCAUAUAUGGAAGACACACACACUCACAUAUAUAUACAUAUAUAUGUGUAUGUAUGUACAUACGUGUGUAUGCAUUAUAUGCAUACAUGCUGUAACUUAAAAUCACAUGCCUACAUUUAAAGGAUGCUCAACCCAGCUCUCAUGUAUUUCCCAUUCUCCAAGUAAUGUAUUAGAUUUACUUUGGGCAAUCAAGAUUUGCUUUGCCAGAGUUAAAUUGUCAGCUGCCAAUCUGUAAUGACAGGAUUACUUCUGAGAUGUGUGUAAUGUAGUGCAUGCGUGCUGUGUGUAAAUCAAACAUCAGGAAUGUAUCAAUGGUGCAAAAGCCUUGUCUGGAUGGGUUUACUGAAAGGAGGAAUAGGAUUGGGGUUUUUUUCAUUUUCUCACUGUUACAGGAGGAUAACAUACAUAAAAGUGAACGUAGUAGGACCUGAUCUCAGUAAAGUAUCUGAAACAUGGAGUAAAAAUUUAGACAAUCCCAUAUGUACAUUUUUGUGAUUUCACCCAGGAUUUUGUUUUAUAUAUACUGGUUUGAAAAGUAGUUUCAAGUCUUGGUUUGUUUUUUGCUGAACUCAUUAGAAAGAUAGGUAGUAAGCUCAGUGAAAACCAUGGAAAGCCUAAAAUGUAUCUCUGAAGGAAAGGAGGGAAGGAGGAAGAAAGUCAAAAGUGAGUGAAGUCCAUGGUUACUACAAACAACAGUGUAAUUGUCACUGUUUCUGACAGUCAUCAUCUAGAUGGGACUGAUGGUUUCCAUUACACUCAUACAUCUGUGUAUGUUUUAAACACGUGCAUAUAUGUAUGUAUAUAUCUGUAUGUAUAUAACUGUAUAUAUAUAUGCAUAUAUAGGAUUUAUUUUAAAUGCAUUUCAGGAGUGGAGCAAAGGGCUGGAGCUUUCUUAUUGUCUGUCUCUGAACUGACUGUACAUGCAUUUGCUUGCAAAACCAAAGGCAAACACAGAGGGGAGUGGAAGGCAGCCAUGGAAUUAAUCUUCUGGAUUAAUUAAGUUUAAUCAGCAGUCAUUAUUAAUGUAUCUGCAUUCUGCCAGUAGUACAAAACACAGAUGGUUUAGCUUUGAAAGAGGGAUUCGGUUUCUGCUACAUCUCCCUUUACCACCACUUUUACCCAUUGUGAACUUUUUCAGAGCAGUCUCCUCUGGGAUACCAGCAAAGGGCAUAGAGCAGAAAUAAGAAGCAGCAGGCAGUAGAGAGGAAAGGAAGUGAAGGCAGGAUCACAAGCAGAUGUUCUUUAUUUCAAACCAUGCAGAAGCCAGUGCAAGGCAAGGGGAAGCACCCAGGACCUGCCUGUUUGCCAGGCUCAUGGAGGGGCAGUGUCACAGGGAGCCCACAGGGACACAGGUGGCCCCUGAGGUGGGUGAAGAAAAUCGGCUCUGUUGUAGUGAUAAUGCCUCAGGCAGCUCUGGUCUCAGGCUUCUCUCUUCUGCAUGAGCAGAUAAUUCACAGGCUAUUUCAAGUACUUUGAGAGCUCUCCCUUGCCUUCCAUUGCAAGUUUGCAUAUGCAUUUUGUGGCAGAAUCAAGUCUUGAGAAUAUCACAAUUUAUUUGUUCUGUUUUAACAGUGCCAGAACAGGUACAAGAGUAGUUACAAACUCUCAGCUAAUAAAUGUUUCUGUGCAGGUCCAUUACAACUUAGAAAAAAAAAUCUGUCCAGCAAAUUUAGUUGUGAGAACUUUGUUGCAAAUAUGACAUACUCUUCAAAAUUUCUUAAUGAUAUAUAGAACAGCAGUUACUAAAGUUACCGUUUUUACUCCAAAUUCAGAACACAUUUCUCUAGUGAGUACCUUGAAAUGUCUUAGAUUAAAAUAAUAAAGCAUUUCUCUUGAUGCUUCUUUAUACCACUCUAACAGUAAGACUGACAUUCCUUUACAAGGUGAUUUACCUGUUUGCAGCCCUUUUUAUAGGGCAAAUCCAAGAAAAGGAUCCCAAAUUUCAAGUAUGUGUAUAUGAAAACUUAAUGUCUACAUGUUAUUUGUGUAGAUUUAUUGGGAGAAACAUGGAGUCAUACUGAACUCUAGAAGUGCUCAGUUUUAAUUGCAGGGGAUUCAUGUUUUUCUUGAUUUCCCACCACAAGAACACACACAUAGUGUUUGACAUAUUUUAUAAAUUCAUUUACAGUAUAUCAAAAGUAUAUAUUUAGCCAACCCAUAGAAAUAUAGAAUAAGCGAUAAAUACUACUGUUCGUAGUGCUGCUUAAUAAAGAGGUUUGUCAUGUUUAUAAAUAGUCCUUCACAAUUGUGUGUUACAUCUUGAAAAUGUUGUUUUCUUCUCUAAUAAGCUAAUUGCUCCUUGGGAUUUUUGAAUUACUACUCAGGCAAGAUAACUAAAUGGAGGUCACCAGCGAAAAUGACACUAAUCAUUAUCUGCAGGGCCUUUAAUCUUUAAAACACUAUUCUUAUAUCACUGCAAUGGCAUGACCUUUCCAAUCAGUAAUGAUUAUGAUCACAUUUUAAAGAUGUGGAAAUGAAAGAAAAAACGUUAAGUAGCUUGUGAGAGACCACAAAGGUAGAAAUAUCCAGUUUAGAAAUAAAAGUGAAUUCUUGGCUUUUGUCCUAAAACUUCUAAUACUCUGCCAUACAUGAUCUUCAUUGUCAUUGAUAGGCAAUAACAUCUACCGAGAUUUUCAAUUAUUGCCAAACAAAUUUAUGUUACUAUUAGUACAGGAUUUGAGCAAAUAGUGUUGUGGCUUACUUGGAAAAUGAGAAUUCAUUUUCAAACACUAUUUAUUUAUGGAACUGUGCUGUGGUAACUGCAAUUAGAUUUUAUUUAAUUUUCUGUCACUUGGGCUUGGCCGCAUAGGUAUAGUACCUCUUUUGCCCUUCUUUGACUGAGUGUGGAACAACACAUAAUGAUCACAUGCCACAGGCUGGAUUUUUGUGAUUGGUUUUGCUGACACAGUCACUUACACUCAAAAUUUCAAAUUCUUGAUAUUGGGCUUCACAUAUUCAAGUUGUCCAUAGACUUUUAAGGACAAAAUAGCAUGAAUUUUAGUAAAUAACUUAAUAAUUCAUAAUAUUAGUUCUUCAUUUUAGUUUUUUUGGCUUUCAGUAGUCUACGGUAAAACCUGAAACUUUUCAAAUAAGUGUCUAAAACUAAAAUUCAUAACAUCUUCUUUCUAUAAUAACUAGAUAUAUUUGUUGAUUUUUUUAGUGACAAACUUUUCAAAUGAGACACGUUUUUUAAUGAUUGAUUAACCUGGGACCUGUAACAAAAGGUUAUUUGAAAUCAUAUUUAAAGCAUAUAUUUAAAGCAUGUAUUGAAUCUACUACUACUAGCAUUGCUCUCCAGUAAUUCAGUCAUAUUAUUCUAAAUUACCUUUGGCAUUGAGGAAGCAGAUGUACAGUGUUCAUUAUACUACCACAAGGAAUUCAUUUUGCUGUAAGUAUCUCUCUUGCCUACAACAAUUAGUUGUAAGAUUCAUAUUUCCUUCUAAUGGAAAUUGCUAGAAAGGAAACAUGGUAUUAGAAGGCACCUCAGUUGAGAAAACCUGUUUCUGAAAGCAAAGUACAGUUUUUGAUUGGCUUGUGAAUGAACAGCAUGAAUGAAUUGAUUCUGCAAGUUUUCAGACCCUUAACUCUAACUAAAGUCAACAAAAAUUGAGGCAUUUCAGAGGUCCCACUUGAGCUCUAUUGAGCAGAAGGCAGAUGUUGCUCUCCUAAAUGCUUUGACUUCAAGCUCCUGUUGUUAUUUCAGCUCAGUUUCACAGGGCGUGUAUGGUCCUGUUGCACCUUGGGCACCAGUGCCAGGUUAUGGUGCUGAGGUGGAGCAGUUGCCAGAGCUGCCCAUGAAGAUGAGCUUUGUUACGUGGUUUUCUUUGUUCAGUUUCACCGUGGCAGCUGGUGUAGGGGUGUGUUUCCCUUUGGGACAGUUUGCAGGGUUUCUGGUGUAACAACUUCUACACAAAGAGGAUGCAAAGUGCUCCUCUGUGAUAGCCUCCUGGCCUCCCUGUGCCGGGCUGUACAAGCUUCUCUAAGACUGCAGUAGUCCCACAAACUGGUAAGGCAGUUUAGCUAGAGAUGUGCAGCUGAUAGCCUCUUUCCCUGUUGACUUUUUGACCCCUCUGAAGCUGUGUUUCAAAUGUCAUUUGAAAGGCUCCCCCAAUCCUCCUCCUCCCUUCUGACUCUGCAUUGAUUGUGCUGUUUCCAGAAGAGCUAAGGUCCAGCCUGAAAGGUCGUUCCUAUUUUCAGUCAUUGUCUUUUGGACAUCCCAGGAAUAUAGCUCAUAAGAUCAAACUGAAACACAAUUUUUUUUUUUUGUCCAAUCCAUUAUGCCUAAGGAUGUGUGAAAUGGAACCCUGAGACAGAGCAGCUUGCUUUUCCCUGGCCAAUAAAAUACUAAUGUAUUUACACCUACCAGCCUGUCCCAGCACCUUCUGCCUCCACUCUAGAAACUAAAUCCCAUCUCCAUUAGGAACAGUGUGCUGGAGGCCCUGUCCUUGUCUUUACUUUUUAAGUUUCAUGCUUCGUAAAUGACAAUCACUGCUCGAUGCAAACGUUGCACUCUAUGCCACUCAGGGAUGUUUCAUUACUGAAAAUAACUAUAAAUAUAACAGUGAUCAUACGGAAGAGAAUGUUAGAGGCUUUGAAGGAUAUGGGUUGAGCUGCUCAAGUGAACGUGACCCAGACAAGGCUUUCAAGCCAAUGAUUAGAAGUAACAUUGGUAUAAACUGAAUUCACUGUCAGCAUUUCCUCAGCUGGAUCUGUCAGACUUUGCCUAUUGUUUCACAGUCAGCAGAGUCUACUGACCCAUCAGCUCCUGAUGUUAAAGUCCUUUUGGGAAUAAAGUGUAAGCAAGCUUUGUAUGGAUUACUGAAUUUAGACAACUGACAAAGUUGCAAAGUACUCAGUUUAUGUACCAUUAAUGCGAGCUCAUAUUCAGACUUGCUGCAGGUGUGUAAGAGGAAAGGUUAAGACAUGGAAUAAAUAUGUCAGCAAUGAUAAGAGCGCUGAGCUAGGACAUGGAGAAGUGACUGUGAAGAACAAGUAGACAUGAGCAAGUGGCUAACAGCUACCAUUUUCUCUCAGGGAUGCACAAAAUCACAGCUAGCCCAUGACUCUGUAGCAAUACUUCUCCAUGGUAUGAUUAGUUCCUUUCUCACAUCAAGAAAACAUUACCCCGUUUUAUGCUAGUGAAAAGUACUCCCACCUCCUAGAGUUUUGAAAUGUGCUUAUCCCUAGCUUUACACCACAGGUUUUCUGUCAUUACAAGAACACACACAGAAGGAUAAAUUGCAAUGGAUUACAUUGCCAGUCAUUAAGUUAAUUCCAUGUCUUCAACCAAGAGGUUUUCCUCAGCUCUGAAUAUGAUCAUUGCUCCUGUUAUCACAAUGAGUAUGUGUGGCUUUUGACUCCUUCCAUCCUUUGAACCCUCCCCACCUUGAAGACUGAUGGACACUUCAGGAGUUAAGAGGCCAGCAUCCCUAUGCAUCAGGAUCAUCACCAUCAUAUUCUUUGCCAAGCAUCCCAUUGCAAUUUUUUUUUUAAUCCUUCAUGUUGCUAGAAGCCAUGCCCAAGUGACUGAAGUUCUUGUUAGCAUGAUAGCUUCCCAUUAAAAGGUUCAGUCUUUUGGUCAGAGGAUCUGGCCUCUCUUUCCUUUUCCUUUCACCCCUAGCUCCUAGUGAACAAGGCUUGGAGUAGUAAAUGACUCAUCUCCAUUCUUUCUCAAAGUUGGUCAGUACUUGCAACCUGCAAGGGAAGCUCCACCCAGGUGGUAGAAAGGAAGCUCCUUCCUCCUUUCCCUUCAUGUUCUCCCUCAGCUGUGCUGUCCCUGCAUGCAUCGUCCCUGCACGUGUUGUCCCUGCACGACUGUGUGACAAUGAGCCCAACACCCAGUAAGUUAUCAUCCCAGAAGCUGUUUGCCGCUCUGGAAGCCACUUUUGCAUGCAGUCUGCAGACAAGAGCCAUGGUGAAAAGAAGAGGACUAAAACUUCCACAGUGGUAGCUCACAGAUCAGUAACUCUCCUAAAAAGGCAGGCUGAACAUCCUCUGGGAAAGCAGAAGUAUUUCCUGGGUGUUACUGCAGGCAGCGAGGAUAAUACUGCUCACAGUGAGUUCAGUGACAUGAUGUACUACAUUUGCAUAAUUUCAUCAUCCUCACAGUUCAAGCACAGCACAUAGGGAAAGUGAAAGAAAACAGCAUUGGAUAUAGCAGCAAUAAGUAAAUUGUAAUUGUUUCUUUGUAACUGUACUUGCAGAAAUUGUUUGCUUUGCAUGUGGUCUUCUGUACAAUAACAUAAAGAAAAAAUUACACUAAUGUAGAUAUCAUGGUGAUUUGCAUAUUUUUUUGAUUUGUUGGAUAUAGCUGCUAAUUUAUGAAUGAAGAUACUGCUGUUGAGAAAAUUUUUUCUGCUUCAAGAAAAUGCUGAGGUCCUUGUUUAUGACUAUACAUGGACGCCAGUAAAGUAUGUUCAAUAUAAGACUCUGUCUGGAGAGAAUUUUAAAAAAUGGCUCCUAGUUUUCAAUAUUAGGAACACAUUUGCCCCUUAUUUGGGCAACAGGAAUGCAACUGCAUUGAAACACAAGCAGGAGUAGAUGGUUAACCACCAAGAACAGGAAAGAACAGGAAAGAACAGGAAAGAACAGGAAAGAAUAGGAAAGAACAGGCUUUACCUUGACAACUGCUUUGGAUAAAACCAGCUUAUUUGAAGGAAAAAAAAAAAAAAAAAAGCACUUAUACUUGUCUUGAUUAGACACGCAGCUUAAUUAAGUCAAAGUAACUACAUUAGGCUGUUGACUUUGGGGAUUCAGAUUCAGAUGCACUACAUUUGUGGUUUUUUUAACGUGUCACUUCAAUGUCAGAAUCAGGCAAAAAAGUUGUUUUGUUGUUAGUAAAAAAAGCUAAUAAUCAUUUAACCCUACGGAGUGUGGACCACACAUUCUCAUGCAGUAUAUGGGGAUUUAUUCGUGCACUUAUUUUUUAAAAAGCCACUGAGUAGCAUAGCCAGUGAACUAGCCAUGAUAGUCUUUGCCUCUUGUGUGACUGCCAUGUGACCUCUAGUACACGUUUGGAGCGGCUCUGUGAUUGUACUUGUGGCAACAGAUAAAGCACAACUGAACUCUAAGCUGUUAUCAACACUCAGCUAAAUCAAAUACAUUGGGUAUUUUGAGAUUUAUGCUAAUCGCUAUAAUUCCCAUGUCAAAUUAAUUACUUCAGUUGUAAUGAAUGGACAAUAUAAAGAACAUAGGAAUCAUAACAGCAACAAAAUCCCUUAUUUUACAGCUGCACUCUCUGCCUCAUUUGAUUAACACUAAAGAAGUUACUUAAAAACUAAACAAACAAAACAAGAAGAAAGAAACCUGAGUAUGUAUUGUAGAAAUGUAGAAGACAAAUAAAAUAUUUUUUCAUAUGUAAUUACUUUUAAUAUAUGCUUGUGGAAGGUCCAAUACUAUGUAUGCUGUCUCUGUAAUUUUUGCUGUAAAUAACUCGGGACAGUGAAUACACUGAUUUUUUCUAUGUCUCUGUUUAAACAUAAGACUUUGUAAUGUUGGAUUUUUUUUAAAGAGGAAAAACAUCAAAGAGCAAAUUAUGUACUUGCUUCCUGUAAGUGUAAUGUACUCUUCAGUUUUUAUGGAAACUGAUUGUAAUAGAUAAAGCCUUUUGACCAGCCGUUGAUAUUUAGUGCAUGCUUCUGUUCAUAAUUCGGAAAAAAGUGUUGGAUUGUCAGAGAAAUGUGAUCCCAGGAAAUCUGUACAGUGAGUACUAUAAUAAUUCCUGCAGACUGCAUUUGACUGAUUUCAAGAAAAGCUGUUCAAGGAAAUAAUGCUUCCUUAUAGCAUAUGGCUUUUAUGAAUCCUUCUGACAUUACUUAUAUUAAUAGAAACAUUUCUCUCUUUCCAAUGAGCAAAAUAUUUUUGUAUGCCUUUAAUUUCUUAUUCAGAUUUGAAGUCAGGUCACUCAUUAGCUGUAAUCUGAAGCCAUAACUGAUCUUCACCAAAUGCACAUUUUAAAGAUCAUAAUGGAAAAAAGAAACUAUGUCCAGUUUAUCAACAGCUGUAAUGUAAUACAGGCAGGAGCAUAAAUAAUUAACAAAGUACUUAGAUGCUGUUCUGGCAUCCAAAUGUGACUUUAAUGGCUAGUAUUUUGUGAUUACCAAUUUAUAAAAAAAUAAAAACAUAAUUAAGAUAGAUAUUUAGAUUUAAAUGAAGCUUUCUAAUAUUUUUGGAAUAUCCCUGAAAAUGCUUUUAGGAUUAUGAGAAGAAAUGAUUUUUCAUAUACUUCCCACUUUCAAAUAUCUAAUGUUUUUAUCCUAUUUCCAGUUCAUUUUGUUAGAGUGAAAUGAGAUGUUAAGGAUCCAGGAUCCAAGCCCUGAGCUAUUUGGUGCUUGGCUGUAGUUAUAUUGUUGUAAAUCAAUUUAAUUUUAAUUUUAGGCGUGUGUUGUUUUUUAUUUGGUAAGCAUGUUUACCACUGUUGGUAACACACAAGAGUUGCAUUGCCUGUCAAGAAGUAUGAUAAUAAACAAUCUAAUAAAAUAAUGAGUAACACUCAAAAUUAAUCACUCUCAAAAGACAAAUAAAAGUUCCUUUCUAAAAUCAAAUGCCUCAUAGAGUCAACAGUGAUUUUUUUUUUAUUUUUUUUUAAUAAUCUUAAUUGUGUAAUAACUGUCAUGUAUCCUAACUGGCUUGUAGAUGCAAAAAGUAGAACUGCAAAUGAAUCAUGAUGUACUGGGUAAAAAUCUGGCUCCAUUGAAACCAGCAACAAACACUUCACUGGUUUCAACAGUGCCAGGAGUUCAUCCAGCAUUUUUACAUCUGCAAUUCUCUUCCAAUCUUGCUCCCUUGUUUAAUAUAAUUGACCUAAUUUAUGUGUAUGUGAGUAAAAAGACAGCCUGAUUCAUUUAGAAAGUGACCAUUGAGGGUUUUUUUAUCAUGAAUCUUGUAGGACCAGCAUCCAUGUCAAAUGAAAAGGUUCUAUAUUACUUUAGAAUGUAAUAGAUCUUUGUCUUAUUUUAUGACCUGUAAAUUAUUAGUUAAACACUGUUAGCAUUUCAUAAUAAUGCACACAUGAUUUUUGAAUGUUUUCUGUAAAUGACAAUCAGUGUUGAUGAAGUUCCUUUCUUUA